AUGCUAAAAGUUUUAAUAGCUAUUUUAGUGGUAAUCUCAUUACUUUCAAAUUUAAAUGCUGUUAAUGGACAAAAAUUUUAUUGUUUUUUAGAUUGCAUUAAAAAAGAUAGAAAUUGUCGUAUGGGAAGAUCAGAAGAUGCAAAUUGUCUUGAAUAUUUUAAAAAAUGUAAAGAUGAAUGCCAUAAUAAUUAA
This is a messenger RNA of Dictyostelium discoideum AX4, 192 nucleotides long. RefSeq lists its product as hypothetical. Lineage: Eukaryota; Evosea; Eumycetozoa; Dictyosteliales; Dictyosteliaceae. The transcript has a single exon. The record is from RefSeq and is a predicted model, not a curated record. The coding region runs from base 1 to 192 and encodes 63 amino acids.